This is a messenger RNA of Herpailurus yagouaroundi (jaguarundi), 3880 nucleotides long. It is a transcript of the gene PRPSAP2, whose product is annotated as phosphoribosyl pyrophosphate synthetase associated protein 2. The transcript is spliced from 13 exons. Bases 266 to 1345 code for a protein of 359 amino acids. Lineage: Eukaryota; Metazoa; Chordata; Mammalia; Carnivora; Felidae. Gene Ontology annotation, biological process: purine nucleotide biosynthetic process; 5-phosphoribose 1-diphosphate biosynthetic process. Gene Ontology annotation, cellular component: cytoplasm; ribose phosphate diphosphokinase complex. The record is from RefSeq and is a predicted model, not a curated record. Gene Ontology annotation, molecular function: ribose phosphate diphosphokinase activity; magnesium ion binding; ATP binding.
GGCCUCGCAGUCGCCGUGGACGCCGUUCUUGCGCAUGGAGUCGCCAUUUUGCUCCUAGAGAAGCCGCCUGGAGAGCCGGCGCUUUCUUCCUUCGGCAGCCGAGGCUGCGGCGGGGCCGGGGCUGGGGUCGGGGCCAGGAGGAAUUUUGUUGUCAGAGAAUAAAAGGAGGUUGUCCAUAAUUGACUUUAAGCAGCAAACAGUAAAACACUGAGCUCUUCAGCUCCGCCUUUCUUGCUCUGAGAAUUGGAAAACCAAGAAGGUUUUGAUGUUUUGUGUGGCGCCACCUGAAUUAGAAACCAAGAUGAACAUAACGAAAGGAGGUCUGGUGUUGUUUUCGGCAAAUUCUAACUCCUCGUGUAUGGAGCUUUCAAAGAAAAUUGCUGAGCGGCUGGGGGUGGAGAUGGGCAAAGUGCAGGUUUACCAGGAACCUAACAGAGAAACAAGAGUACAGAUUCAAGAAUCCGUGAGGGGAAAGGAUGUUUUCAUCAUCCAGACUGUCUCAAAGGAUGUAAACACCACCAUCAUGGAGCUCCUGAUUAUGGUGUACGCGUGUAAGACCUCCUGUGCCAAAAGCAUCAUCGGCGUGAUUCCCUACUUUCCUUACAGCAAACAGUGCAAGAUGAGAAAAAGAGGCUCCAUUGUUUCUAAACUGCUGGCUUCGAUGAUGUGCAAAGCAGGUCUAACUCAUCUUAUUACUAUGGAUUUGCACCAGAAGGAAAUUCAAGGCUUCUUCAACAUUCCUGUUGAUAAUUUAAGAGCAUCUCCCUUUUUACUGCAGUAUAUUCAAGAAGAGAUCCCGGACUACAGGAAUGCAGUGAUCGUGGCCAAAUCUCCAGCCUCGGCCAAAAGGGCACAGUCUUUUGCGGAGCGCCUGCGACUGGGAAUUGCGGUGAUUCACGGGGAAGCGCAGGACGCCGAGUCCGACUUGGUGGAUGGACGGCAUUCCCCGCCCAUGGUCAGGAGUGUGGCUGCCAUCCACCCCAGCCUGGAGAUCCCCAUGCUAAUUCCUAAAGAAAAGCCCCCAAUCACAGUUGUUGGCGAUGUGGGAGGAAGGAUCGCCAUCAUUGUGGACGACAUCAUCGAUGAUGUUGACAGCUUCCUCGCUGCAGCAGAGACCCUGAAGGAAAGAGGCGCAUACAAGAUCUUUGUGAUGGCGACUCACGGCUUGUUAUCCUCGGAUGCUCCGCGGCUGAUCGAAGAGUCCGCCAUUGACGAGGUGGUGGUUACCAAUACGAUUCCACAUGAAAUCCAGAAGCUCCAGUGCCCCAAAAUUAAAACGGUGGAUAUCAGCAUGAUCCUUUCGGAAGCCAUCCGUCGGAUUCACAAUGGACCCGCACAUUUCUGACGUGUAAUGGCUGUGGCAGGAGAGGAACUCGAGUCCCAGGCUGUGAGCCACGGGGGGCAGGUCAGCGAGUUGGUGUGAGUUGCCACCUGCAUCUCGGCAUGGCUUUGUUCUGCUCCCUGUUCGACAGCACAGCCAUUCUCUGAACAAAACUCACCUGUGCAUGCUCUGGAUGAGGACAUGCUGGAGGGUGGUCACAGAGGGCAAAUGACACGACCCUUGUUAACAUGAGGCCUCUGAGGACCGUCUGCCCUCCAGUUCGGAGUGCAGAACUCAGAACUUCUACAUUGGAGUUUUGUCAGACUCCGGAACACUGGGGCCCCACGAGUUAGGCCAGCACGUUCUCCGGCUAAGCUCAUGUAAUGGCAGUGCCGUCAAAUUCAUGGAGGAAGAGAUUAAGAUUUUCUCACAAAGAAAAGGAUUACUUUUGCUUUUCUUUUUUUCCAAGUCAGCUCCACCCUGCUUUGUGGGGCUUGAACUCACGACCCCAAGAUCAAGCAUGCUCUACUGACUGAGUCAGCCAGGCAGCCCAGAAUCCUUUUUCCUUCCAAAGAAAACCUAAACCUGUGCUUUCUGCCUAUGUUAGAACCCGGAAUAAAAUAGCAUUUGCCUUGGCACAAAAUUAAAGAUGAGUCACUUACCGUUUCUUGCAGCUCCCAAGAGAGAAGCCUGACUCUUGGGGGCUUGCUCUGGAGCAGGUCUGGGGGCCUGCGUGUGCAAAAUCAUCAAGGCCUCUGCUUCUGUCAGCUGCCCUGGGUAUUGGAUGGUCUCCUGCUCAUCUCUCUGUGCUCAUCACAGCCGGCAGUGUCCAGACCCCUCCCGACGCCAUGUCUCAGCCAAACACCCCGUGAUGGUUGUGCUCCUACAGGUGCAUGAAAGGAAGACCUAUUUUGCUAAUCGCAUAACGUAAUACACACUGAUGCUCGGGUCUAAUCAAAGCGGAAGUCUGCAUCGUUAACAUGGCACAUUAACUCUUGGCUUAGAACAGUGCGGCCUUACGCUCUCUCCUUUACAGUUUGCGAGCAUGAUUGUCUUUGCUUUACGAAACCCUUGAAAGUAACCCAAGUUUUCCUUUUAGCUCAAAAAGAAUAAGCUGGCAGAUGUCUACAGGAUGGUGGAAUGGGGAACUCCGAAAGUCCCUUCCUCUAUAAAAAAGAAGAAAUUGGCAGAAACUGUCAGAAUCAACAUUAUUGGGACUCUCGAAAAUAACCAAAAGUUUAUGGCAACCCAGAAAAUUGUUAGUCAAACCAAACCACUCCACCACCACCAACAGACGGCUGAAUCUUGACAAAAUUGCUUUGUGGCACUUUAACUUACCCCCGGUCCCAUUUGUUACCUGCUUCCUGGCAGCCUUGAAGACAGUGGCCUGCAUUCCUGGUACGUGUUCCUGGUACCAGUGGGAGUAGAAUACUGUUCUCACAGAACCGUGGUUAUUUGUUUGGGCCUGUUUCCUGGCUCCUCGAAGGAUGGCUCAAAGGACUUGCCUUGGUUUUACCCAACUCAGAACUCUUCAGAGCAGAGGGACAGUUGUUGAAAAAGUAUAAAGGCAAAUGUAUCAGCCACUCCUGUUGGGGCAAACAAUGAGACCAUUAAAGGCUUGGGAGGAAAGGCUAGAGAAUGAGAUACAUCAGGGGUUGGGGGGAAAAGGACUUUACAAAGGUCCCGUAUGUUCCUGGGGCUGUGAAGGGCACGGGAUUGUACAGGGCUGAGCACGUGCCUGGAAAAGACCCAAGAAAGCCUUAAACUCUCACUUCGGGCUGACCUUCGGGCUCUGUGCAAGCAUGAAGUGUGGGCUAAAGCAGAAUUAUAGUCUGUCUGUCUGAGCGUCGACGGUGCGGCCCAAGACAGCAGCCCUCCUGCAGAGUGGGUGAUUUUCCUUCCUCCUCCCCUCCCUCCCCUCCCACCUUCCCCUUUCCCCUUCCCCUUCCCCUUCUCUUGUUUUCAGGCAUUUAAGGAAGGCUAUGAUGACUCACCAUUCAGCUGACUGAACAGAGAUUUCAGUUACCAUACAUGACGAUACAGACUUCACAAACAGUUGAGAAACGCCACCAAACAGGCAACUACAAGCAGCAAUAAACCCUGGGGGAGGAGGAGACUCUGAUUCCAGACUUCCCGUUAUAAAAAAUGCCCAGUUAUCAACCAAAAAAGUUCUGAGGCAUGGAAACACACAAGGUUGGGCCCAUACACAGGAAAAAAACUUAGAAGAACCCAUGCUUGAAGAAGUAUACACAUAUUUACUAAAGACUUUAUUUUUUUAUGUAUUUAUUUUGAGAGCGAGAAAGUACGAGUGGGGAAGGGACAGAGAGGAGAAAACGAGACUCCCAAGCGGGGAUUCUGUCAGUGCAGAGCCCAACACGGGGCUCGAACUCAUGAAUUGUGAGAUCAUGACCUGAGCUGAAAUCAGGUGCUUAGCUGACUGAGCCACCCAGCUGCCCCUUUACUAAAGACUUUAAAUCAAUGAUUUUAAAUACACUCAAAGAGCUAAAGGAAAUCAUGAGAAUGAUGUCUCACCAAAUAGAGCAUAUCAGUAAGAAAUAA